Molecule: messenger RNA, 2356 nt
Organism: Daucus carota subsp. sativus
Lineage: Eukaryota; Viridiplantae; Streptophyta; Magnoliopsida; Apiales; Apiaceae
Product: CBS domain-containing protein CBSCBSPB5
Exons: 15
Coding region: 405-2033 (542 amino acids)
Molecular function (GO): protein binding
Source: RefSeq, a predicted model, not a curated record
UCCUGACAGGCCUCCAUCUCGUAUUAUUCUGUGCCUCUUUUUAGCUUAAGAAUAACAAAUCGGACGUCUGUAAAUAUGUUUAUCAUUUGACUCUUCUUCUCCACCGUCCUCGCCAAAUAAUGUCGAAUUAAUUAACCAGCUAUUUCCCAUUUUCUCCAGCAAUCAAUCUCCUUCCUCAAUAAUUACAUCAACACUUUACAAAAUUCAUUUCAAUCGUUUCGUUAAUUAAUAAAUCUCUGUUCGUUACUCCGUUUUAUGUUUUUCGGCUGGGCAUUUUCCCGGGAAAUUCAUCUCAAUUUUCCCGGAAAAUAUCAUCCCUCCGAUCUUCACAGAUUCUGUUUAUAGAAUUCCCAGCCUCUAUCUGUUUUACUUCCUCUGGUUGAUCAGGUAGAGGGGAGGAGAAGAUGGCGGGAAGUCAAGGAGGUUCUUCGAGAAAAAGUAGUAUGUCGUUGAGCAGCAGCUCACCUAUGAGCAGGAAGAAAACUUCGGAAAAUGGUGGACCUGAUUCCGCUAGAAGAUUCAAUGCUUCUCGUUCCAUAGGCCAGUUAACCGGAGAGCGCACAGUUAAGAGAUUGCGUCUUUCAAAGGCCUUGACAGUACCUGAUAGCACAAGUGUUCAUGAAGCAUGUCGUCGGAUGGCAGCUCGUAGAGUUGAUGCUUUACUGUUGACCGAUUCAAAUGCAUUACUGUGUGGAAUCCUUACAGAUAAGGAUAUCGCUACAAGAGUUAUUGCUCGUGAGAUUAGUCUUGAAGAUACACCAGUUUCAAAGGUUAUGACAAGGAACCCGGUUUUCGUGCUUUCAGAUACCCUUGCUGUUGAAGCCCUGCAAAAGAUGGUGCAUGGAAAAUUUAGGCAUCUACCUGUCGUGGAGAAAGGAGAGGUUAUUGCUUUACUUGAUAUAGCAAAAUGUUUACAUGAUGCUAUUUCUCGCAUGGAACGGGCAGCUGAAAAGGGAAAGGCUAUAGCGGCUGCUGUUGAAGGUGUUGAGAAACACUGGGGGACACCUAUAUCUGGUCCAAAUACAUUUAUUGAAACACUUCGAGAGAAGAUGUUCAGGCCCUCGUUGUCUACGAUCAUUAACGAGAAUCCAAAGAUCAUAACGGUCUCGCCAACAGAUACAGUAGUCAUGGCAACAAAGCAGAUGCUGGAAUGUCGUACAGGCUCUGCAGUUGUAGCAGUUGAUGGAAAACCACUGGGGAUUCUGACUUCAAAGGAUAUACUAAUGCGAGUGAUUGCACAAGACCUUCCACCUGAGUCCACUGAUGUUGAGAAGGUGAUGACCCCAAAUCCACAAUGUGCAACAGUUGAUACACCAAUUGUUGAUGCUCUUCAUAUCAUGCAUGAUGGGAAGUUUUUACACCUUCCAAUUGUUGAUAGAGAUGGAAUUGUUGUCGCUGUUACUGAUGUACUCCAUAUAACUCAAGCUGCUGUUGCCACGGUGGGAAAUGCUGCUGGGGUUAAUAAUGAGACUGCAAGCAGCAUGAUGCAAAAAUUCUGGGAUUCUGCUAUGGCUCUAAGCCCCGUUGAUGAUGACGAUGAGACGAGGAGUGAAAAUUCAUUGAAAUUGCUUUCCGAAGCAACAGGAACAGACAUAGGGAGAUUUCCAUCAAACAUGCCUACAGCUUUUGCCUUUAAAAUUCAAGAUAGGAAAGGGCGGAUGCAUAGAUUCAAUUGUGAUACUCGAAGUUUGACAGAACUGUUAACUGCCAUAAUACAGAGAAUGGGGAAUGACAUUGACCGAGACCACCUGCCUCAGAUUUUGUAUGAAGAUGAAGACAAUGACAAAGUCGUACUUGCAUCAGAUAGUGAUCUUGUCGCUGCAGUGGAUCAUGCAAAAUCAGCAGGUUGGAAGGGACUAAAACUGCAUCUAGAUUAUUCAGAAACUCCUCGUCGCAGGAGGGGUUCUGAUUCUGGAGAUAUGGAUUAUGCACAGGCAGACGCAUGGGCUUCUGCAUACAAAGGUGUUGCGGCAGGGGCUGCGUUGGUUGCUGGGUUAGGGUUUUUUGCAUUCUUGCGAAAAGCUGGAAACUGAUAUAUUGCAUAAUUGUCAAAUUAUCGGUGUGACUAGCUAGGAGCAGGAAAGCCAAGCUAUUGGAAACUAGUUAUCCAAGUGUGUUGCAUAAUUCAAACAUCUCCAAGAUGUUGCGCAGGAUGACUGGAUGAACAAUUGCUCAUUUUUGUGUGCUUAUUGUAUAUCAACCCAUAUAUCAUUCUUCCAGUUUCAGAAUAUGACGACAUAGUCAACUGUAUGAAAAGUGUGUAUACAGAUGUGAUACAAAGACAAGAUCUUCCUCCAUAUUUUGCUUUUUCUUUGUAAAAAAACUGUUAGUAUUUUAACCACUUUUCUUCGGUCGA